AUGUCUUCUGGCAGCCAUCAUCAUCAUGACAACGGCGCCAAAGCCGAGACAAACCUCUUGUCCAAGAUCUUCCGCCGGGGUUCCAAGCAGCCCGAGCAAGUCACCACAGAUGAUGCCAAUUCGACCAUGUCCGGCGACACGCUUGUUCCCCGAGAACGAGUCAAGUCGAUCUCGCAGGAAAUGAUCGACGAGGGCAGGGAGCUCAUGGAGAAAGCAAACACUAUGAGCGAGGAAGACUUCAAAAAGUACCUGGCCGAGCACAAGGAGGAAAUCGAGGCCUACUACAAAGCACAGGGCGGUGGCAUCUCGAGUGGUGAAUGGAUCGUCCCAGGUGUGCCUAUGGGCUUUCAGAGAGGAAGCGAAGAAGAGGAGUGGAAGAAGGAUCGUAAGGGGUCAAAUACUCACAAAUGA
This is a messenger RNA of Fonsecaea multimorphosa CBS 102226, 411 nucleotides long. RefSeq lists its product as uncharacterized. NCBI's taxonomy places the organism in Eukaryota, Fungi, Ascomycota, Eurotiomycetes, Chaetothyriales, Herpotrichiellaceae. The coding region runs from base 1 to 411 and encodes 136 amino acids. The transcript is spliced from 2 exons. The record is from RefSeq and is a predicted model, not a curated record.